This is a messenger RNA of Didymodactylos carnosus, 1131 nucleotides long. NCBI's taxonomy places the organism in Eukaryota, Metazoa, Rotifera, Eurotatoria, Philodinida, Philodinidae. The record is from the annotation of a GenBank genome assembly.
AUAAAUUUUAUGUAACUAAAAUGUCCUAAUGGGUUCAAUUAUAUAUUUUUCUUUGUUUUCUUUUUUUUUUGCAAGCGCUUCCGAGCGUAGCAAUAAAGCAUAACCCAAAAAAAAAAAAAAGCGAUUCGACAUCGAAACUAGCAAUAAUGUCAUUCGAACUUAAUAUUUCUUGUUUUAAACGAUUACCUAAGUUUAAAAAUUAAUUACUUAAUUAAUUAACUGAAUUAAUUACUUCAACAGAUGGUUAGUGUCUCCUUUGAGUGUCUUCUUUUUCAUACUGUUGUUUAAUUCCUUUCUUGUAGGAUAUAUCCUCAGUGUUCUGGGUCCAUUUUUAUCCGAUUCUAAAAAUAAUGAUGCUUCUAUCAUCACCCAUAGUUUACUGAACAAUUAUGAUGAUAUACUCAAACGGUUAGAAGCGAGAGAUGUGAUUGUCGUUGAUAGAGGUUUCGGGAUGCAGUGAGUGUUAUGGAAAAGUUGGGUUUCUUUGUUGCCAUGUCAAGUUUUUUGAAUGGAAAAAAACAACUUUCAACCCCAAAAGCAAAUAAAUCAAGUUGUAUGAUUAAACUAAGAUGGGUUGUGAAAUCAGUUAAUGGAAAAAUAAAACAGUGGAAGUUUUUGAGUCAGACAAUCCAAAAUAACACAAUACCAUUUCUGCAAGGUUACAUUUUAAUUAUUUGUUCAUUGAUCAAUCGGUUCAGGCCUCCUACUCUUUUAAACUUAACUAAAGAUACUACUAUGGCUGAUGAUAUGCUACAACGUUUACAUGAUCAAAAUCCACUUUAUGAACGUAUUCUAAAAGAUAGUCUUGCUAAAAAUUCAAAAUGGCAUAGUGUCUUUCAAAUAAAACAAGGUUAUGUAGCAGAACACAAGAAACUAUCAAGUUCUCCAAGAGAAAAACAAUUUGUUGUAGAGCUAUGUACAGAUGAACCGGAUCUUCUUAGAAUGGAAUAUCAGUCACGUUUUGUUAACAGCAAAACACGUAUCUCUUAUGUCCAGUUUGAUGGCAGAAAGGAAUUACCAAUAGUAUGUUGUUAUUGUACAUGCAGUUCUGAAAGUCGUACGAUAGGUUGGUGCUCACAGUCGGCAGCGACACUAUGGUAUCUUGGUUAUGAACGAUAUCUAACAUCCUAG